GGUGUCACGUAUCACUCGUCGUUUAAGGACGAAGGGACAGAAGUCCAAUUCGCACGAAGAAGUUUUUGCCAUGAAGACGAUCCUUAUCUUCGUAACAGUAAUAGUGGGAGCUUUUGCAGCACCCCAAGUUAAUCCAAAUGAAAUCACGAUAAUAAAGCAGGAAGAACAAAACAACAUUGGAGUAGGUGGAUAUCACUUUAGUUAUGAACAAAGCGAUGGUCAAAAAAGAGAGGAAACUGCAGAAUUAAAAAAUGAGGGUACUGAUGAUGAAUCCCUCGAUGUUACUGGUAGCUUCUCCUUUACAUCACCUGAUGGUCAUACUUACAGGGUUGAUUACACUGCUGACAAGGAUGGAUUUCAUCCCACCAUCAAUCUUGUUUCGAAAUAAAAAAAAUGUAAGAUCUGAAAUUAUGCGCUAACCUUAUAUAGGACUUUCUGACUAUCGAUAUACACUAAUAUAAGUGUAUCGUAUAUGUUUAAAUCGUAUGGCACGCUAUUCACUUCAUUUAAUAUGCAUGAUCAUUUUCUAUAUUAUUCGUGCAAUUAAUUCCUUUUGUUCAUUUUUAUAUACUCAACUCACAUGUUUAUUUCUAUGAACGUUAAAUUUGCAAUGUGAAAAUAAUAAUGUUAAUAAAAAAAAUAUAUAAAAUAAAAUAAUCAAUCGAUAAUCAAAUGUACUAAAUAUUUAAACUAAAGAUUAAAUUUAAAAAAUAAAUUAUCAACAGAUUUAUAAUAUUUGAUUUAUGAUAUUUCCUAAUAAAAGAUUCAAUAAAAUGGAGAUAUUAUAGAAAAAUUAAAUGAAAAAUAUAUAAUUAAAAUAAAAAAAGAUAAAUGAAGAAAUAUUAAUAAAUAUUUAUUUAUACAUAAUAUAAUUGACAUUAUAGUUGUGAAAUGCGUGCCAAUGAAUAAACAAAUUAUUUCACAUAUAGUUUUAAGAAACUACUGGUAAAUAUGUUAAACGAGGCGCUAGAAGUUCCAAUCACGAUCCAUUUUUAGUGAAGCGACGACGAAGCACUCAUUUACGCAUUUUAGAAUUUGCGUAAAAAUGAAUAAUUUUUUUUAUAAUUAUAUUGUAUGUAUGUAACAAGAUAUGAAUUGAGCAAAUAAAUAUAUAUACAAAUUA
Molecule: messenger RNA, 1123 nt
Organism: Apis mellifera (honey bee)
Lineage: Eukaryota; Metazoa; Arthropoda; Insecta; Hymenoptera; Apidae
Gene: CPR28
Product: cuticular protein 28
Exons: 3
Coding region: 71-388 (105 amino acids)
Cellular component (GO): chitin-based extracellular matrix
Molecular function (GO): structural constituent of chitin-based larval cuticle
Source: RefSeq, marked validated